UAAAGUAUGAUUAUUUUAAUAAUAAUAAGAAAUUUCACCGUUGAAAAUGAUUGACUUUCCUUGUUGCUAAAACUAAAUGGUAUUCGUUCCAUUUAAACACUCUCAUGAAUAAAUUGAAAAGUUGACCAGGACAGCUAAAAUAAAAAAAAAAUGAGUCACGACGUUUUAAAAACCGUUUCCAUUAAAGACGAAGUAGGCCCAAACAUUGGUUUUUCAUUAACGGAUAAUGAUAUAGUGAAAUCGGAGGACAAAAUAUCUAAUAUAAAUGAUAGGGACCAUUUGAAUACUGACGGUACAAAAGAAGCAGUUGAGGAUCGUACUGAAAAACAUAAAUGCGACAAUUGCUCUAAGUCAUUUAAAGUAUUUGGUAUGCUUAAAAAACAUUUAGCUGUGUGCUAUUUGAAUAGUAGUUAUCACACUCGAAAAGCAGAAAUGAUAACAAACAUACAGAAAAUCGAAGAGGAUGCGGUUAAACUAGAGCAGGAGAAUAUAUGCUUUUGUUGCGGUGAAAGUUAUGAUACAUUUCAUCGUGGAAAAAUAAAUUGCUUUGAUUGUCCAAAAUCCUUCAAAACUCAACUGAGUUACGAACGACAUAUUUUUAUAAUUCAUUCGGAAUUCGAUGAAUUUCCUUGUUCUAUUUGUAAUGCAAAAUUACGGACAGCUACCCUAUUGAAGUUACACGAAAAGCAACACGCAAGUCUUGGAAGAUUGUGGGCCUGCAAAAUAUGCGGCAGAGAUUUCACUCGCAGUUUCCAUUUAAAACGUCAUCAAAAGUACACAUCGUGCGCAGGAAGCUUAAAAAAAACCAUCACUUGUAAAGUGUGUAAUAAAGUGUUCUCUGGUGUAGAUAGUUUGCGAAAACACUUAAAACGGCAUUUUGCCACACAACUUGCAAAAAUUAAAGAAUUUAUGUGCCCUAUUUGUAAAAAUAGUUUUCCCAGUUUGUCGAUUUUAAAAAAGCAUAAACGUAGACAUAAAGAAAAACGUUUUACUUGUGACUUUUGUGACAAGAAAUUUCUGUCAGGGUGUCAAUUGAAAGACCAUCGCCAUUCUCACACUGGCGAAACCCCUUAUAUAUGCACUGAAUGCAAUCAAAGUUUUACUACCAAAUAUGCACUCAAUAAUCACAUGAAGCGGCACACUGGAGAAAAACCCUACACAUGCACUGAAUGUAAUAAAAGUUUUGCGGUUAAGCUGAAUCUUAAUAGACAUAUAAAGCGGCAUACUGGAAAAAACCUCUAUUCGUGCACUGAAUGUAAUAAAAAUUAUUCCGUUAAAGGCGAACUUAAAAUUCAUAUGAGGAGACAUACAGGUGAAAAGCCAUUUACGUGUACUGAAUGCGAACAAGGUUUUACUCGUAAAGGAGCACUCAAUGUUCAUAUGAAGCGACAUAGUGGGGAAAAGCCACACGUUUGUUCCGAAUGUGGAAAACGUUUUAUGCUAGCAUAUCAGCUACGUUCCCACAGUAAAAUGCAUGUACGUCCUUUUGCUUGUGCUCAGUGUGAAGAGACAUUUACAACUAAUAAGAAGCUUGAGCAACAUGUCAGAAUUCAUUUGUCUGAAAGCAAGUUGGCGAAUGAGGCUCGAGAACAAAGAUUCAAAUGCACAGAAUGCAAAGCAAUUUAUGCAACAGAAGAAGAACUUAAAACACAUUAUGAUACAGAAGUUCAUAUACAUAAAUACACCAAAAACAGCUCCAAAAAUGUGAAAGAAAAACAAAGAAACUGUACGCUUUGUAACAAAAAAUUUAAUACAGUGAAAGCUUUGAACUCUCACCUACUUAAGAUACAUAGAGAGCAUCCACAGAAUUUCCUCAGUGCUAAAUGUACCCAAAACUUAAAACCAAAUAAUGUCGCCACGUCAUCAGAAAAGCAUUACAGAAGUGAUAAUUCCAACGAAAACCCUAUUGAAAAUGUUACUCCAACUGAUAACAAUGUUUUGCCAUCACUAAAAUAUGAAGAACUUGCGUCAAUAGGAAAUGGAGUUAUUAAACAAGAAUGUAUAGUAGAUAAAAGAACUGAAACAACCACAGAAAAAUUAUUAUUCAAUAACGAAAAGAAAAGUGAAAGGAUACAGCCGACACAUAUGAGUAAUAAUGAAAAAAUAUUCAUCAAUGAUGAAGUUAUUAUGCAACAAUUUAUAAAACAAGAAGUACCCGAUGCACCUGCAGAGAAUUUGCUAUUAGAAAGCGAAAUGUACAAUAAUAUGACAAUAGAAAAUGAAACUAUAAAAACUGAACCAGGAUCUGCUGUUAAUGAAACUCCAAACGGUACAAUUAUAAACGAUCGAAUACCUCUCGAAUAUGGCGGAGUUUCACAA
Messenger RNA from Teleopsis dalmanni, 2319 nucleotides. Its product is annotated as protein suppressor of hairy wing-like. The annotation marks the transcript as partial. The record is from RefSeq and is a predicted model, not a curated record. Gene Ontology annotation, cellular component: nucleus. NCBI's taxonomy places the organism in Eukaryota, Metazoa, Arthropoda, Insecta, Diptera, Diopsidae. The transcript has 10 exons.